AUGCGCCGCUGGACUCUGCGAGUUCUGCGCGGCCACAGGGGCUACGCAGACUUGCGUCUCUCCACCCUUCGCCAUGCUCUGGACACUAGCGCCGACGGCCUGGUCGGCGUGGGCCAGUUGGCAGCUCGCCAUAAGGAAGCGUACUUCCCACUCCCAAAGCCCUUCGGGCUUCACUGCGUGCGUGGCUACGAAGUGCACGAGCUACUGCAAAACUACACGAACGAAUCGCGCAGCGAUGUGCUGACACCUUCAGCCUCCGUGGCGGCACACAGCAGCUACGCCGUGGCGAAUGAGUUUCCCUGGUUUCCCUUCUUAUCUUGCCUGGAGACAUUCCCUGAGGCAAAGGAGGCCGUCGCCAGUGCCAUUCUCCAAGCUCUCCCGGAAGGCAGCAAGCUUGGAAGACGCUGGUGGUUUGCGUACGAACUGUUCUUCGAGCGCCUACAACAUCCGGACUGGGAUGGGCAGUUCGAGGCCGUGCCGUUCCUGCCGCCGGAGCGGUUUUUCUGCACCUCUGGGAGGUUAUCGGCUCGCCAUGGCGUGCUCGACAACUUGCUGGGUGGCAAAGACUUCUGCCCAACUGUCGAGAAGUUCGCCGGCGCCGAGGAGGCUGUUGAGACUUUUCGUGCGGAACUUAUGGACGUGCUGUCGCCCAUUUGUAUGAUGACUGUGAAGGACUUCUUAACCGAUGCUGGUCUUCGCCAAGGGGCGGCUGUGGAUGAGGAAAAGUGGCAACGCCUUCUCAGGCAGCUUACGGAAGGAGGCUUGUCCAUGACCGUGGACGAGCGCGCUGAGCUACGUGAGCAACUGGGUGGCGCGCCAAUGGAUGCAGGUCGCCUGGUCAACUUUGCUUCUUGGCUUCGAGGGGAGUCAGCGUUGGCAUUUCGACUGCGGGAACAUCUCCUGGGCGUCGAGCCCAUUGACCUGCAGUGGCAUGCCCCUGGCGAGGUCUUCUUGGAUCGCCUUUCGCGAGUGAUCUCCUCGGUUGAGACUCGAGCAUCGCAGCUCUUGGAGGGUGAGCUGCCGCCCGAUAGAAAGGAGCGCUUCUUCGUGGAUGCGAUUUCCAAGCCCUGGACUCGCAGCGACGUCGUUGUGAACAUGGAUUCGAUAGCUCGCCUUCAGCAGGGCCUCCUUUCCACCGGGCGGUAUGAGGAGGUCCAGAAGACGCAGGUGAAAGGUGAGCCGCGACGCACUACACAGAACUGGAUUUCCUCGGAGAAGCACGAUGAUGAGUAUGGCAAGGAGAUCGUCCUUCACUACUUGCCACCCCCUCCGAACUUUCUGCCCGAGCUGUACAAAGGUUACUUCGAGUGUGUCCACAGGAUGUUGGAAGAUCCAGACAUGGAUCCGAUCGUUUGUGCCACCAUCGCGAAGAUCGCACUGAACACGCUCCACCCAAUGGCAGAUGGCAACGGGCGGGUGCAGCGGAUGAUCUUCCAGCUCGUGCUCUUUAGGUUCAACUUCCUCCCGCGAGUGAACAUCCCCGUGUCCGUGGUAAUGCUGCAGGAUCGUACCGGCUACGAGGUGAUGCAGUGGUCGACUCUUCAGAAGUUGAUGACAGAUCUGGGCUUCGUGCGUGCGCGGGUCCAUGGACGACGCAUUGCUGCCACCAAGGGCAGCCACGAAGAGACUUGGGCCGCAUCUGGGAUUGCCAAGACCUUCAAGAACGACGCGACGCGUGGAGUGUCCUAUGCAAAGGUGGGGGGUGUCUGGAUCCUCGCGCGCCUUCGAGGUCUCGGUAGGGUCGUCAUUGGCAGUCUACAUUGUCACACUGGGGCGACCAAUGCGAUCUAUCAAUCGGCCAUCCUCCAGUACAUCCACGACUGUCCUAGCAAAUGGAGACAAUAUCCUGCGUGGUGCGGUGUUGACACCAAUGAACUCCUUCCUUGGACCGCGUCUGACGCUGGAAGCGGUCAACUGGCCAAUGGCAGCAGCAACCUCAACGAGCUCGCCAACCAACUUUCGAACCUGGGCAUUCAGGCCAUUGCACCGAAGCCAGCACAGUGGUCUCAGCCGUCUCACUUCCCACGUGACCGAAAACGCAGAGGUCGCCAGAUUGAUGCAACGUGGUCACGACAUCUUCAGACCUCACCGACCGUCAUCGAUCCAGAACGUCGCCAUGUCAUUGGAACUGAUCAUGCAAUCCUUUUCUGUGAUGUGUUCACAAAAGGGAGAUCUUUUCUUCGCUGGGGGAACGACUCUAGGCCCAGAUAUGUCACUGCGGAGCUGCCAGAGACCAUUAUUGUCGAUGCCAAAGACCUCUCCGACCUUGCCAGAACCUGUAGUGCUCCACGGCGCAGCUCUGCCUAUUGUGAUCCCACAGAAGUCACCGACUUGAUCAAGCAAGCACAGGCUCACAACGACCCUCAGGCUUGGAAGAGAGUCCAUCGUGUACGUCGUCAGGCCCGACGUCUUUGGCACCAUAAACGCUUGACCAAGAUCUUACAUGGCAACUGGCAUGAGUAUCGUCUCCUUCAAAAAGAACGCAAAAGAAAGACAGGCUGGUGGGGUGGUUUACUCCAGAAAUCCUCGUCCAAGGAACUCACGGCCAGGGUGCAAAGCCAUCUUGAGAGCAAGCUCGUCAAUGAAUUUGGUUGCGACUGGGAUGAACUUUUGGACACUCAGAUCCAAACUGUUGAGCUCAGGGGUGAAUUUGUUCCCUUUUCAAUCCUUGACAUCCGCGUCGCCCUUCAAGACAUGAAGACUCACAGUGCUGUUGGACCUGAUGGCAUCAGCGUGCAUUUUCUGCGAGUUGCUGCUAGUGAUGAUACCAUUGCUCCCCAGCUACUUGAAUUGGUGAAUCACAUUGCCUCGACAUGUGAACUUCCUGAAAUCUGGAGGGAUAACUUUUUGGCGCUCAUUGCGAAGGUCGACUUUCCGUCCAAGCCCACAGACUUACGACCAAUUUGCGUCAGCUCAGCAUUUCACAAGAUGAUCAACAAAAUGAUCUGCGCUCGUGUUAUGCCGACUCUGCGUUCCGGUUCUCUUAUUUCAGGUUGUGGUAAAGGACGCCAAGCAGCUGAUGUGAUUGGUGCAAUUGGUCGUGUCAGAGAUGUUACAGUUGAAUGGCAAUUGCCCACCUUGCUUUGUAAACUGGACAUCUCAGGUGCAUUUGACAAGCUGGACCGCAUGAAAGUUGUCGAGUAUCUCAAGACUCGACUUCGUGACAAGGACCUUGAACAUGAACUUCGUUAUCUCUUGGCGCAACUUUUCACUUACAAGCUUGUUGGCCAAGUGCCUGGGGGUGACUUCAUUCAGGUCGAACCCAACGUUGGCAUUAAACAAGGGGCGCCUGAGAGUGCCGAGGUGUUUGGGCUCGUAAUGGAUGAUAUCCUCUCCCGACUUACCUCGCACCGUGCCUGGGGUGACUUCGGCCUUGCCUUUGAUGACUGUGAGAUUGAGCUCGUCUUUUACCAGGAUGAUAUUUUCUUGAUUGAGUCCGAGCUUGUUCGCCUCGGGAAGAAAGUCAAGGUCCUCGAGCGAUGUCUUGAGAAAGAUGGUCUUCAUCUCGCCACGGAGAAGACCAAAAUAGUCUCUUCAGCCUUCUAUCGCGGCGCCAAAAAGGUCCAGGUUGGUGGGUCGACUUUUCAAGUUGCCCCGGCUCAUGAGUCUGUCAAAGUCCUUGGCCUGUCCUUUUCUUUGCGAGAGAAACCCUCACAGCAGGCACGAGAACUCCUAGGCCGGACCCGGGAUGCAGCAAUGGUUCACCGUGAUAUCCUUCGAGGACACGCCAACUGGGAGAAAAAAGUUGACAUGAUGCGCACCUUAGUUGAAAGUCAGUUUGCAUGGACCGCCGGUGCAGUGCACUGGUCCCCAGAAGAUCUACGUCAAGCCAACAUGUUGCAGAUCCACACCAUGCGCACGGCCUUCCGUAUUUCUCGACAAGCUGAUGAACGCUGGCAUGAAUGGAACGCACGCAGCAUGCGCACCUGCCGAGAACUACGAAAACAGUGCUCCCCACGUCCUUCACGCUCUUUUCUUUUCAUGUUUGCCCUCGCGCUGCCCGUCCUGGUGCACUUGGCGUGGAGCAGCCCUUGGGAUGGUAGUGACGAAUGGCGGCCUACUCAGACCUGGGAUGAAUGGGAAUCCACAUGGGAGGGAAACCCGUCCUCUUCUACUCAGUGGACUGCCUGGCAUCAGCAUGAUGGGGUGAACAAUGUGGCUUCUGAGAACUCUCAACUUGUCCACACACCUUCGCCGUCGUCACUGCAACCCACGGCCUCAUCACCUUUGACCGACCUGCCUUUAACCUGUGCAUCCUCGUCGACGUGCACCGCGGCUACACACCUGGUGAACCACACCCAGCAGCUCAUGGAUACUACUUCGGCUUCUUCUUCGACCUGGAUCCCACCUUCUACGACCUCCUGCCCGUCUGGCGCCUGGAGCUCUUCACCGCCGUCCUCUUCGAGUACCCGUCGAGUGCCGAAUGACCCGCCAGCCUGCCCGGCACCAGGUCACACUGCAUCGUGGAGCACAGGGGUGACUUCGCCAUUGCCUCCUUCACAGGAUCAGCUUCGACCUUGGACAAGGGAAGAAAUCAUGCUACGAAUGGCAGAGGCAUGGGAUGAAGAACUUUGCUGGGGCCUCCAGGAGGAAGCCAUUGUGGAGUAUAUCGAGACGGAGACCGCCCCAAAUGCUCAACUUCCUGAUGAACCCGUUUCGCUGCCUCCUAUCCCGGAAGACCUACCUCUUCCCUUUGAGCUCGCUCGUCAAUGUGCUGAUUUGUCCGCUGUGGACACAACAGGCCAGACCUGGUGGGAUCAAGUUCGAGAUCGUCGCCAACUUCGUGGGCAAGAUGGUUUCCAGCUACGACGUGAUCGUGUAACUUAUAAUCGGAGCAACGCUGGCACCACGGUCCUAGACACUCCAAGCACGUCCAGCUCUUCGUCUUCGCAGUGCCCAGCAAAUGUGGGAACUCCAGCCAACAGCAAUGUGCCUACUGCCCCUGCACAGGAAGCUGAUGAUGAUACAUCCUCCUCCUCUUCUACGGUGACAGGUAUCACACAACGCUGGGGAGUUCAACGACCAGGCGUUGACCGCUGGCACUACCCCAACGGUACCAUCAGACGCCGCCUUCAUGAAGCCGGAACUACCCAAGCCGCGACGUCGCCUACUCCACCGACCUCCUUCAACAUCGAGGGAGUCGUUCAGCACCCGGAGGGUCCCGCACUUAAGGCGCGCACCUUUUACGGAGAUGCAUUUGAGGUCUGGGCCUCAGGGGCUACGGUAAGCCAGAACGAGUCGAGCACCACGGCCGGAGAUGGAAGUUUGGGUGACUCGGAAGAGGGUUGGACAUCCUCCACUGGCUCGGCGAGUUCCACUGAUGUGGGUUUCUACCGGCAUGGAGUCUGGCACCCAAGACAUCGAACGGCCAGUGAGCAACGAGCUCACCGGGGUGGAAGUGGCGAGGCUCGUAUGAGUCGCAAGGCCGCUCGGGUCGCUGAAUACCUGGCAGGUUCUUGGAAACCGGCAUGGUUAAAGCAGUAUGCCCGUGAGAAAGAAGCACGUCAGGCAGCACAACGAGCCGAGGCAUCCACUGGGUCGCCUCCCCAUGUCCUUGAUGAAGAAGAGACAACCGACAUCGACCUCGGCCACUCCGUUUCAGUACCCUCAGCUGAACCUUUGCCUCCUCCUACUGCCGAGACCUGGGAAAAUUGGUCCUGGACUGGCUGGCGAGAGUUUGAAGAUGGACAACAAUCCUGGAGUUGGCAUGCUGAUGGAACCUGGAGUUGGAGAGGCAAUGAUGGAACUUGGGAUUGGUGGUCUGGGUACUCGUCGACUUCGUCUACUUCGAGGGACGAUGGGAAUUGGGAAUGGUGGUCUUGGCAAUCGUCGACCUCGUCUACUACCUCCACCAUCAAUGGCACGGACCAUCAUCUGUGGAGUCAGGAAGCCCAAGUACAACAUCACGGGGUGACUUUGCAUUGGAUCACCUCAUCUUCACCGUGGGUGAGUGUAGUUCAUCAGGUGUCGAUGUUGGGCUCUUCUAUUCCCUGGAUCACCUCGACUACAUCGACUACCACCUUGAAUGAGAUUGAGGAUCCCCCGACCUUGCCUCCUAAUGCCGGGUUAUUCCCUGAUGUGUUUCCCAUCGACCCAGAGACCCAUGGAAGAAUGAGUAUUACGAAUGGCGAGGUGGCUACGUUGCAGGAAUAUGGCGUCUCCCAGAGUCACAUUCGACGAGUCUCCGAUCUCCUGGAUGCUCUGGAUCGCCAAGAACGUAUGGGUCUUGGAGCAGAGAGCCGAUGGGCGUUUGAACGUCUACUUCAACGAGCUUCUGAAGGCGCCGAUGCUCAGCAGGCAAUUCUCCAAGUAUUGAGACGCCGUCUUCUUCCUCGAGGCCUGCUCCCCAUCACUCGUGUACCAAGAACCGAAGCACUUCGCUGGAAUAUGUUCUCUUGGGUGCGACAGUUCAUCCCACUGUUUUUGGACAACAUGGAGCAGCACCUCCGCACUCCGCUGCAGCCUCACGAGGGUGAAAUCAGCUCAUCCAGUGCUGAGGGCAGCUUGCCACGCAGUCGGAGUAGGUCACCACGAGGGGCGAAUGAGUCUACAGGUGAACAUGAAUCAGACCUGGUAGGGGAUGAUACUAUGGUGGACAACGAGUCAACUAGUGCACUUCCUACUGCUGCACUAGCUCACCUUGCCCCUGUUGAACUUCAAGGCAUCUGGCAAGAACCAGUGGAGGAGAGCACACUACCAGACCCUCAAUCUUCGAGCUCCACUUGGAUGGGUGAAUUGUCUUCUACCACCUCGACUACUUCGUCUUCUUCGUCCUCGACCAUGUAUGACCUCAACUGCUGGGUGGUGAUGCAAGAAGAUGUUGAGGGAAAUUGUGCCCACGAAGAAGACCUGCUGGAUGAACACUCCUUUAUGCAGCAGUCGUUGUGCAGUUUGCAGUCCUUGGUGUUGCCUACUUCGACUACUUCGACUACAACGACUUCCCCAUGGACACCACUGUGUACGACCUUGACUUCGAGCACCUUCCUGACGGUGACUACUACGACUACGUCUCGUUUGUCCACAGAAGACGCAGUCCGGGAUGAAGUCAACCAUCAAUUGGUUAUUUCAGCUGAAGCGGAUGUACCUGAGCUGUUGCGACGACUUUUGGUACAUCAGCGUCGUCUUCUCCACCUGCUACGCCUCACGCAAGUGGCCCUCGAUGAAGCCCUUCGCUGGAUACAAGUUCCUCGUGAAGCACUGCCUCUGAACGCUAACGUCCAUGAGCGACGAGUGUGGACAGCAAUUGUGCGAGAAGUCUGCCAGACUCACUUGGUGCAGUUGAAGAAGCGCUCCCAGGAGUACCUGAACACGCCUGGGCAGCUUACCGACGACGUGGAUGGAGACGACAUGUAG
Messenger RNA from Symbiodinium sp. CCMP2592, 7353 nucleotides. The record is from the annotation of a GenBank genome assembly. NCBI's taxonomy places the organism in Eukaryota, Dinophyceae, Suessiales, Symbiodiniaceae.